CAAAUUGGCGUCACACCACGACAAGGCCAGGACCCGCGGCCUUUAAGCUCUUUUUCUUUUAAGUCCCUCUUUUUCUCUUUCCUCCUGUGGUUUAUCUGUUUACCUGUGCGAGCGGCUAUCGAUACGUCCCCUACUUCUGGUUGCACCAAAGCUCCGGCCUUCGGUCCCUUUAAUCUUGUUGCACCACUCGCCACACCCGCCCACAUCUCGCGACAGGAACUCCGUGGCGCCAUGGCAGAAGAGCCUAGAGAUACACGGGACGACAAGUCCUCGGCGGUUACGUCCGCUGCCCCUGGCGCGCUGGCCCCUGCGCAGGGAGGAGGCUCUGCUGAGCCGCCCAAGAGGAUCCCCAGGGGAGUGGUCCUGGGCCCGGAUGGCAAACCAUGUCGGAAUUGCACGUCUUUCGCCGCGUGGGCCGCCCAGACAAAGGACACUCUCAAGCACGGCGCUGCACGGACACCGACGGCGACACAAGGGCCUCCGGCCGACUGCCCUCCGGACGUCGAGACACUUGGCCGGAGCACGUGGACUCUGCUGCACUCGAUCGCGGCUCAGUACCCGGAGCAGCCGUCCAGGGGCCAGCAGUCGGACCUGCUCAGCUUCGUGGGCCUGUUCUCCAAGUUGUACCCGUGCUGGGUGUGCGCCGAGGACUUUCAGGGCUAUCUACAUCGCGACGCGCCCAAGGUUGGUAGCAGGGACGAGUUUGGCAAGUGGCUGUGCGGCGCACACAAUGAGGUGAACCGCAAGCUUGGCAAGCCCGAGUUUGACUGCUCCAAGUGGGAGGAGAGAUGGCGGACUGGCUGGAAGGACGGCCGCUGCGAUUGA
Fusarium falciforme is the source of this 825-nucleotide messenger RNA. Its product is annotated as Sulfhydryl oxidase. The record is from RefSeq and is a predicted model, not a curated record. Gene Ontology annotation, molecular function: flavin-dependent sulfhydryl oxidase activity; flavin adenine dinucleotide binding. The coding region runs from base 232 to 825 and encodes 197 amino acids. The transcript has 2 exons. NCBI's taxonomy places the organism in Eukaryota, Fungi, Ascomycota, Sordariomycetes, Hypocreales, Nectriaceae. Gene Ontology annotation, cellular component: mitochondrion.